AUGAAGUGCUUUACUCUCCUCGCUGUUCUCUCUGCCGUCCUCAUGGUUACUGCUGCUCCCUGCAAAGAUAAGGAUCAUCAACAUAAAGGUGAUAACAACAGUAAGAAAGAUAUUACUCAAGUCAUUGGCAACGUUGGUGGUAGCUCCGGUGCCAAAGGUGGCCUUCUCACUGGUCUUCUUGGUGGUGGCAUCUUAUCUUCCACUACAAACAACAACUACGUUAACCAAAAUGCCCACAUUGACUAA
This is a messenger RNA of Mycotypha africana, 246 nucleotides long. RefSeq lists its product as uncharacterized. The transcript is spliced from 2 exons. The record is from RefSeq and is a predicted model, not a curated record. The coding region runs from base 1 to 246 and encodes 81 amino acids. Lineage: Eukaryota; Fungi; Mucoromycota; Mucoromycetes; Mucorales; Mycotyphaceae.